Molecule: messenger RNA, 2235 nt
Organism: Ophidiomyces ophidiicola
Lineage: Eukaryota; Fungi; Ascomycota; Eurotiomycetes; Onygenales; Onygenaceae
Exons: 8
Coding region: 1-2235 (744 amino acids)
Cellular component (GO): nucleus
Molecular function (GO): RNA binding
Source: RefSeq, a predicted model, not a curated record
AUGUCGUCUGCAGUUGCAGAGCUGGAUGGCUUCCUCCAGUCCAUGCUUGGGCUGAAGCCCCCUGGCGUCUCGGGUUCAAAAAUCAGCAGCAUUACCUCCCUCUGCACCGCCAACGUUCAGUCUGAAUCGGUCCUGAUCCAAAAAAUCUAUACCCACUUCAAAAGAGCACCGGGGACUCACAAGCUUGGCGUACUCUAUGUCGUAGACUCUGUAACUCGACAAUGGGUAGAUUCCGCGCGCAAGGCUGGUCAACCAGCAGGUAGCAAUGCUCCAGAUGGCACAUUUGCCGCGGGUGUCAACAGAGUGACCGAAUUACUUCCUGUCCUCAUGACUGAUAUUAUAAAUACUGCACCUGAAGAUCAAAAGGACAAAAUCAAAAAGUUGGUUGAUAUCUGGGAGCGCGGGGCUACUUUUCCAGCCGCUAUGCUCUCAUCCUUUAAGGACAAACUAAACGCACCAGUAUCUCAGAAUGUACAAUCGACGACUCCUGAGGGGUCACCGGCGCCUGGUAUGAAUUCGCUUCUGGCUUUAGCUCAACAGCAAGCCCAGCAAGGAGUUUCUGUCAAUGGCUUGGCUCCCACACAAGCUGCUCCGGAUACCUCAAGCAUUUUAAAAGCUCUAGCAAAUAUGGCCAAACAAGGUACAACCGCGCCAGCUGCUGCGGCGCUCGCACAGACUAGUUCCAAUAAUGUAUUAAAUACGCAAAGUACAGCUCCUCCUCCAGUCUCUUCGUCUGUAGAACAGACUGCGCAACAGUCAAACGGACAGACUGUAAACCCGUAUGCUGGAAAUAUUGCUGCUCAGUUUGCAGGUUUAAGUAAUCUCGCACCAAAUAUGUUUCCUAACCAACCUGCUCAACCUACGAAUCCACCUGCUCCACAGAACCCCCUCGCUGCUCUACUACAACAGCAACAGCCACAACAACAGCUUCCACAGCAACCCACAAGCACCAUGUCGCCCGAUGCUCUCCAACAGCAGCUUGGCCUCAUCCAGUUGCUUGCCGCGCAAGGAAUUCCGCAAGAUCAAUGGGCAACUGCCCUGCAAAUUCUAAGCUUAUCAAACUCUGCAAAUGCUGGCAUAGGCGGCCUUAAUCCUGCAGCCCUGUCUGCUUUUGGCCAAAUGCCAACCGGUCAAGCCGCAUGGGGUGCUCCAGCCCACGACGCAUCAUCACGUGACAGAGAUCGCGAUAGAGAUAGAGAACGUGAUAGAGACCAUGAUUAUAUGCGCUCGCCACCUGGCCAGUAUCGUCGCCGCUCCAGGUCUCCUGGGUGGGAAAGACGUCGAGACGGCUCUCCUCCCCGGCGCCGUGAUAGCCCUGUCUAUGGAGAGUAUCACGGCGAUUCACCUGGCCGUAAUAGAGGUGAUCAACGAGAUGGGCGGGGCCGCCGUGGUAAUGACUAUCGUCAGCGUAGCCCGCAAGGAAGACGUCGCCGCAGCCCUUCUCCCCAAAAGGACAGCUCAUUGCCUCCUCCCGGGCCGAAGCACGUCGAAUGGGAUUACUCUAUUGGACAAGGAAAUAUCAAAGUCCUCAGCCGAACCCUGUUCGUCGGUGGCGUUACGUCGUCAGAGUCACAUCUACGAUCCCUUUUUAGCCGCUAUGGAAUUGUCCAGACUUGCAUCGUCAAUAUUGAUAAACGACAUGCUUUUGUUAAAAUGAUCACUCGACGUGACGCAGUCAGUGCCCGCGAAGGAAUGGAACAAUACAAAUCCGGUGACAUGCAACUUAGAACACGUUGGGGUGUUGGAUUUGGCCCACGAGACUGCAGUGAUUAUCAAACCGGAAUCAGUAUCAUCCCUAUUGAACGACUCACGGAGGCAGAUCGAAAGUGGAUGCUUACCGCAGAAUACGGAGGCACUGGUGGCAAGCCGAUUGAUAGUGGUAUGGUCGUUGAGGAGCCUGAUAUUGAAAUUGGUGCAGGAGUGUCGUCCAAGGCAAUCAGCCGAAGAAUGGCUACCGACCAGGGAGGAAAACGCGGCCCCCAGUCAUCUCGACCAUCAUUUGAGCAACGGUUGCGCCGUGACCGCCAAACGGAUGAUGGGCCUGGCAGCGACCGCGAUGCCGACCGUGACAAUGCCAAUGCGAAUGCCGUCGCCGUUCCUCCUGCCGUCCCAGGCUUUGGUUUCCAGUUCCCUGGCAUGCCCAUGUUCCCCCCAGGAUUUAUGAUGGGAGGUGCCCAGCCAGCCACGACGAAUGCAAACACCGCUCAACAACCAGCUCCUGGCUCGGGAAGUUGA